GCUCUGGUUCAGCCGCUGACCUGACCUCUGAGAUGACCUCUGAGCUGACGUCUGCUACUGACGGUACACCGCAGGAAGAUUCGAUUGUGCGCGACUGCAGUGACGUGCCCUUAGGAUCCCCCAGCGGGGCAUACUUUAUCAAACCUGAUGGUGUGACUCCGACCCCAGCCUACUGUGACAUGGACGACGGCGAGGGAUGGACCGUCUUCCAAAGAAGAGCCGACAUCACACCAAGGCAGGACUUCUUCCAGGACUGGGAGGCCUACAAGUGGGGCCUGGGAGUUUUCGUUGGGGAGUUCUGGUGGGGACUUCACUACCUCUGGCAGCUGACCUCCCAGCAGGAUCGCGAGUACGAAUUGCGGGUCGAUCUUUGGGAUUGGGACGGGCAAACGAGGUACGCCACCUACCAGAAGUUCACCAUCGCGUCCGAGGCUGACGGCUACCGACUGGACUUUACCGACUACGCGGGAAACGCCGGGGACAGUCUAAGCUACCACAACGGGAUGCAAUUCUCCACGUUUGACCGGGACCAUGACGCCUGGGAUGAGAGCUGUGCAGCUGAGUGGCAGGGAGCCUGGUGGUACUAUUACUGCUACACCUCGAACCUGAACGGCAGGUACCUUUCCGAAUCGUGUGACUGGACGGGCAUCAUGUGGCGAGAAUGGAGGGAAGAGUACUGCCUGAACGCCACGACCAUGAAGAUCAGACCAACAAAGAAGGCGUGAACGUCCAAAACCUCAGCCGACUUGACUCGGCACGGUGGUAUCAUGUCGCAACGAUUGAUACAAAUAAAGCAUCGGCGCUCAGCAA
Amphibalanus amphitrite is the source of this 810-nucleotide messenger RNA. Its product is annotated as techylectin-5B-like. The record is from RefSeq and is a predicted model, not a curated record. Lineage: Eukaryota; Metazoa; Arthropoda; Thecostraca; Balanomorpha; Balanidae. The transcript has a single exon. The coding region runs from base 33 to 725 and encodes 230 amino acids.